Daldinia caldariorum is the source of this 1138-nucleotide messenger RNA. RefSeq lists its product as uncharacterized. Bases 285 to 986 code for a protein of 233 amino acids. The record is from RefSeq and is a predicted model, not a curated record. NCBI's taxonomy places the organism in Eukaryota, Fungi, Ascomycota, Sordariomycetes, Xylariales, Hypoxylaceae. The transcript has a single exon. Gene Ontology annotation, molecular function: oxidoreductase activity, acting on a sulfur group of donors, disulfide as acceptor.
AUUCAAAAUCGGUCCCAUGCCUGGCGGUGGUCAACAAUAAACAGGUACCUUAACUAACAUUCCUUCCUAAGACCAUCGUGACUUGAUUUCGCCAUUCCCACCGUCUAAUAAUAGCAACGUCAUUAUUCACUUUUAUUGCUUUUAUUGCUUGUUACUAUUGUUUAUUUUUUUUAUACGAAAUGCAAUCUUUGAGCAUUGUAGCAUCAUAGUAAUCACGUUGUUUUGCUAGUCUUGAGAUAAAUUAAUAACAGGCACCCCUAUCAUAAGAACGAAACUAGAGAAACAUGGCUUCUGCCAAGGUCAGCCUUCCGAUAAUGGAGGAGAAGCCGCCGAUGCGAAACCGUUGUCGACGUCAACGCCGACCGAUCCUUGCAAUCACCCUCAUCGCCGCAUCCUUCUGUGCAUUUUAUACGGUAUUUUUUAACCAUGCCCUAUCCGCAUACGCCGGCAUGUUCGUCCCGGGGACCUCCCGACCGGAGGCACCGACCUGUUCAUCGACGACGACAGACUCGGAGCUCAUCCCUCUAGAGGCGCACAUAAUGAGCAAAUGCCCCGACGCUAGGGAUUGUCUUAGAGACCUAGUGCUGCCAGCUAUGAUGCGCAUAAACGACAAGGUCAACUUCACAUUGUCGUACAUUGGGACGCCGACGGAAAAUGACGGUGUCGACUGUAAACACGGCCCCGCCGAGUGCCUGGGCAAUAUCAUCGAACUCUGCGCGCGUAACCUAUACCCAGACCCCAAGAUCCACCUCGGCUUCACCAUGUGCUUGACAAAGGAUUAUAAGAUGAUCCCGCAGCGGGAACUGGUCGAGGACUGCGCGCUAGAACACGCUAUUGACUUCGAGAAGUUGAAUGAUUGCGCCGCAAGAGAUGACGGGGCUAUUGGCAUGGCUAUGCUAAGGGAAAGCGUCCAGAGGAGUGCUGAUGUACGUUCUAACGUGGCAUUAUUAGAAAUAUUAUAUUGGCUGACUGGUAAAUCUAUCUAGGCGGGUGUUACAAAGAGCUGUACCGUUCGGCUUAAUAACGAAAUAUAUUGUAUUCGCGACGAUGGGAAGUGGACCGACUGUACCAGCGGACCGGCCGUCAACGACCUUGUCAUCGCGAUUGAGAAGCUUUACGGGCGUUCUUGAGUGGCUCA